AUGCCUGGCAUGUUGCACGCAGCCCGGGAGAACUGCUUGUUCCUGGAGCAGCUGACGGAGGACCGGCGGUCGCAGCAAGCAGCGGGGGAGAAGACGCUCAAGGAGUUGAAACUGCAGAGGCAAGAGGUGGAGGAGACGCAUCAAGCGCUGGAGCUGCGGGUGCAGGACGACCGGGCCAAGAUCCAGGAGAUGGAGAAAGAGAAGGUUUCACUACAGCACACGCUGAAAAAAACCGAGGAAGCGGCCUCGGUUUGGAAGUGGCGGCUGGACAAGGCUCUGAAGAGGAUCGAGAAGCACGACCCGGGCUCCGUCUUUGUGAAGCGACUCAGAGAAGCAGGCCAGUGCUGA
Messenger RNA from Effrenium voratum, 348 nucleotides. NCBI's taxonomy places the organism in Eukaryota, Dinophyceae, Suessiales, Symbiodiniaceae. The record is from the annotation of a GenBank genome assembly.